Messenger RNA from Aspergillus campestris IBT 28561, 1189 nucleotides. Its product is annotated as kinase-like protein. Bases 7 to 1164 code for a protein of 385 amino acids. The record is from RefSeq and is a predicted model, not a curated record. Lineage: Eukaryota; Fungi; Ascomycota; Eurotiomycetes; Eurotiales; Aspergillaceae. The transcript is spliced from 5 exons. Gene Ontology annotation, molecular function: protein kinase activity; ATP binding. Gene Ontology annotation, biological process: protein phosphorylation; regulation of mRNA processing; spliceosomal complex assembly.
CUGGAUAUGAAGCAGCCCGUCGAGGAGGAGAACACGCCAUACUAUGAUUCACGUCUGUUCUAUCCGGCUCGUCUAGGAGAUGUGCUCACCAGCAGAUACCAGCUUGCGGCGAAGCUGGGUUACAGAUCCAAUUCGACGGUUUGGCUGGCUCGGGACCUCGACCGAGAGAAGUAUGUUGCUCUCAAGAUUAAUGCUAGCUUCGCGCAGCGGAGGGAUACUGUUGAAGCAGAGCUGGAUACUCUCCGAAUUAUCUCGGAGGCAAAUCCACGACAUAUAGGGUAUCCUUUUGUCAGGCACCUCCUUGAUUCUUUUCAGUUAGAGUAUGAGUCGACGAAAUGCCUGGUUCUUGUCUUUGAGCCUCUGCGGGAGCCUCUUUGGUUAUACAGACAGAGGUUUACAGGAGAUACGAUACCGUCCGAUGUUCUGAGAAUCAUGCUCCAAAUGAUCCUCCACGGUCUUGAUUACCUCCACUCUGAGUGCCAUGUCAUCCAUACUGAUCUGAAGCCGGAUAACAUCAUGGUCAAACUAGAAGAUCCGUCUAUUUUGGAAGAAUCUGCCAAAGAUGAAUACGAACACCCCCUGCCACAGAAAACGAACCUCCAUGGUCGCACUGUCUACCUUUCUCGAAACAACUACGGGUUACCUCGCAAGACAACUGGAAUCAUUCAAAUCACGGAUUUCGAUCUUUCCGUCUCGGGUGAUCAACCACAUGAUGGAUGUAUUCAAGCGGAGAUAUACCGUGCUCCAGAGGUGAUCCUGGAUGCUGGAUUUUCAUAUAGUGCUGACAUAUGGAACUUGGGGGUUAUGUUAUGGGAUGUCCUUGAAGGGAAAAAGCUGUUCAAGGACAUCGAUCCUGUGCAUGUUCACGAAUAUAACGAGUUGAAUCAUCUCGCACGUAUCACUGCAUUGCUAGGUCCUCCUCCGAAGGAGCUGUUGGACAAGGGCAAGAGGACUCCAUGCUUUUAUAAAGCAGGGGCCUUGAAUGGACCAACUGUCGAGCCUACAAAUUUCAAUUUUGAGAAUUUGUUGACAACUGUCAGAGGCGAGGACAAGAGGAUGUUCAUUGAGUUUGUUAAACGAAUGUUGAGAUGGCGCCCGGAGGAACGGAGUACAGCAAGAGAACUGCUGCAGGACCCUUGGCUUUUUACCGAGUCUGAGGAUUGAUCUGAGAACGGUUGCUCUUUUGUUG